Pogona vitticeps (central bearded dragon) is the source of this 3345-nucleotide messenger RNA. Lineage: Eukaryota; Metazoa; Chordata; Lepidosauria; Squamata; Agamidae. The record is from RefSeq and is a predicted model, not a curated record.
AUAGUCCGUUAUUCAGAAGGAAGCAGUUUCUGACUUGGUGGGCUUACUUCACCUUCUGCUCUUCAGAGAGCAUUAUUUGAGUCUGAGAAAGGAGGCGAGGGAUUGCAGUGUUUACACAGCAUAGCACUCUUGACACCACUCUCUUAAAAUAUAUCUUCGGUUGGUAAGGGAUUUCAGAGAGUACAAGAGGACACAGAUCUUAGCCUCAGAGAGCUUAUAGCGGAGCAAUAGCAAAACAAAGUCGGGGACGCUUCGAUCCAGCCAUAAAAUGGGAACAAUUUUUUCUUCUUUGAUCUUGGAAAUAAAGAUUUAAAGGUGCUGUUGUCCCUAAAGAUGCAUAUAGAAAUUGUAUACUGCUGCUGUGAUGAAAUUGAAUCCCAGUGGUGUCCUGGGGAGGCUAUAUUCUAAGUAAGCAAUCAGGGAAUCGCAUUGCAAGAGUACAGCUGUAGCAAUUGGUUCACAGGUUUGAUGUUCUUUAAAUGCCCCAUUGUAUUCUUACAUUAUAUAUACUCUUCCUUCAUGACUCUCAGAAUAGCUUCUACGGAUGCCAGUAUGGUCUCUCAACUGGGCAGUUGAGAGAUAGAAAUGGAGAUCUGCUGGUUUUGUUCCAGAGCAUACUUUCCCAACAGGCAUAAUACGAUGCAACAUCUGUCUUUUUAAAAGCUUGUGCUUUGGAUGGUUUAUAGGGCCAUUGUUUCAGAUGGCAAACUCAAUUGAAUUAAAGCCCAGUGGCCAAGUGGGUGCAUUUCAGCUCUCGUGUCAAGCAUCGCACCUGAAGAAAUUUUGGGCAAACUAAAUGCUGUGUUCUCCAUCAACAUUUGUAGAAAUGUAGGUGCUUUGUUACAGUGACUCCAUGACUUGCUGUCCUGAAGAAUAAUUUUUUUAAAAGUUAUCUUGAGACUUUUUUACAGUAGAACAAAGCUCUCAGCACAUCAUGAAGAAUGACUCUGACAUGCAGGAACUGAAACAUUUUCCUUCACUUUUUAAAAGAUUGAUGCCUAAAACUGAAUAGUGGCCCUGCCGGUUUAAAAUUGUUAAUUCCUUUUCUUCUACCACAGCUUUAUGCAUAAAAUUCAUUUUCUUCUGAUAAGCCUGUCAUUGAUCCUUGCAGGUGGAGGCCUCUUCCUGCUGAAACUUUUGAAAAGGUUUGACAGAUGUGACUGUGCCAGUGAGAUGCCCGUGGGCAGGAGUUCUCCUUCAUAUGGCCUUCCUCGACUAGGCUGGCCAUGACAGCGUUCUUCACCAGUGUCCCUAACUGGAUUCAAGAUGCAAAGCAGGAGGAGGAGGAGACAGGCUGGAAAUUAGUGGCCAGAGCAAAGGGCAGAGAGAGCGAGAGUCAAGGGAAAUGCCAGUAUGAGCUCUCAGCAGCCUCCUUCCCCGGCGUGGAUAAGCUGAGAACCAACCCAGAACAGAGACCGUACUGCUGCCCGCAACUGCACUGCGGCAAGGCCUUCGCCUCCAAAUACAAGCUCUACAGGCACCUGGCCACCCAUUCUGCCCAGAAGCCUCACCGAUGCAUGUACUGUGAGAAAAUGUUCCACCGUAAGGACCAUCUCCGCAACCACCUUCAGACGCACGACCCCAAUAAGGAAGCUCUCCACUGCCCAGAGUGCGGGAAGAACUACAACACCAAGCUCGGCUAUCGGCGCCACCUGGCAAUGCAUGCCGCAGCUAGCGGUGACCUCAGCUGCAAAGUCUGCCUGCAGAUGUUCGAGAGCACCCAGGUUCUGCUGGAGCACCUGAAGGCCCACUCCCGGAGGCCGUCGGGCAGCGUGAAGGAGAAGAAACAUCCGUGUGACCACUGUGACCGGCGCUUCUACACCCGCAAAGAUGUCCGGAGGCACCUGGUUGUGCACACAGGCCGGAAGGACUUCCUGUGCCAGUACUGUGCCCAGCGAUUUGGCCGCAAGGACCACCUGACUCGACACAUGAAGAAGAGCCACUCACAAGAACUGCUGAAGAUCAAGACGGAACCUGUGGACAUGCUGAGCCUCCUGAGCUGCAACUCGGCCGUAGCAGUGAAAGAGGAGCUGAGCCCUGUCUUGUGCAUGGCCUCUCGAGAUGUGAUGAACAGCAAGAGCUUUCCCGGGAUGCUGCCCAUGGGCAUGUAUGGGGCACACGUCCCUGCCAUGCCCAGCUCAGGAAUGCCCCAUUCUUUGGUCCCCAACCCUCUCCCAAUGGGAAUGAGCUACCCCUUGGAAUCGUCCUCCCCGCCCCAGCCUCCCCCAAAGUAUCAGCUGGGAUCUACCUCAUAUUUGCCUGACAAACUACCCAAAGCGGAGGUGGACAGCUGUUUGGCAGAGCUCCCGGGAGGGCUGUCUCUCGUGCCCGGGGAGCCAUCCUCUUCCUCCCCUCAGCCUGCCACCCUGGAGGAGACUCUGCUUUCCAAGAGCCCUGCUCUGCUCUCCGAGGCUCUCUGUGCUGCUAACAUGGAUUUCUCCCACCUCCUGAGCUUCCUGCCCUUGAACCUUCCUUCCUGCAACCCACCUGUGUCAUCUGGGGGGCUGGUCAUGGGUUAUUCGCAGGGGGAGGCCCAGUCACUCCUCACCACGUUGCCACCACAGGAGUCCUCUGGAGCCACGGCCUCCCUUGGCUUCGGAGCCCUUCAUUCGCUGCCCUCAGUCUUCUCUUCCGGCUUGGGUGCAACCACCUUGCCACGUUUCCACCAGGCAUUCCAGUGAAAGCUGGAGAAAACGGAAGCUUCCAUGCACUGUGGUGAGAGGUGCUGCAGAAGCGCCCCAUUUUAUUGUCCUUCCUGCUGUGGGCUGGGAAAUCUGGAGGGAGGAGGGUACCUGGGGACAGGAGCGACCCACAUCCACUUGGGUGUAUGCCCAGUCCUGGACAGUGAGUAGGGUGCAGCCGAUAGAAUUUCAGGUUUUCUCCUCUCCCCCCCCCAAAAAAACCUUUUCUUGGUAAAUCAGGAGUGCACUGUCCUUCCUGGGGCUUCCAGCCUCCUUCUGAGGAGGUUGAGCUGGGUCUCAAGCUAAGGUUCAACGCUGGUUCUACAUUUCAGUGUCUCCUCAGGGCCGAUUGAAAGAGCCUGCCUCCUCCCUCCCUCAUUUUCCGCUGCCCAUUGCUGUGGUGCUGGGUCUGUAUUGUUCAGAUGCAGCCCUUCUUUCUUCCGAGCUGCUUCAUUAGGACUCAUUCCGACCGAAUUGUGUUUACUUAGCUAUGGAUCCUUUCUCCCACCAGUACAAAUCAGGAAGUGCCAGGAACACAGUCUGUGCUUCUGGCCUAGCUAGCACACUGUUUACACAACAGAAUCAGGUCACACUGAUUUCACUUCACUACUUCUCUCAUGUCUUUCCCCCGUGGGGAAAAUAAAACUGACUUUGAAUUGCUUCA